UUGACACUGAUUUAUUAUUCAAGACAUAUUUUUUAUUUACUGAAUCAUGAAUUACAUGAAAUAUGUAUAUGAAUAACAAAACAUGUAGAAAACAACAUCUUUAAGAUUAUCCAUUAAAGGGUGCUUUUUAUUCUGAUUGCUGUCUCGGGACAGCAAUUUUGGCGUGCUCACAGAGUAACAUUACAUUACUCUGAGGCUGUGCUGGACCACAAAUAAACAAGAAAAUAAGAAGUAGAAUGACGACAUUUCUCUUCAAAAAGUGUUAACAAACCUUUUAAUUCGUUGUUUAAAACAAAUCCUCUUUUUUCGAAGAUAAUGGCUGCCGAUGAUUAUGGAAGAAUAAUUAAGAGAGAGCUUGAAUCUGUUGGGGAUGAAGUGAUUUUUGAAACAAAUAUCAUGAAAUGUGAAACAGGUGAAACUGAAAUGGUUGGUGAAUCUGGAAAAUAUGAUAUGUUUGGUAUAGAAAUGGUUACCCAAAACCUCGAAGAAAAAUAUGAUAUAGAUCAGAUUAAAUGUGAAAGUGUCAUUGAUGUUGACUAUGAACCCAAAUCAGAAAAAUGUAUAGAAGAAAUAAGUGAAGGCCCUCAUGAUAAGUUCCUUGAUAACCAGGGUGAAGAUAUGACUCAUGAUUCAAAACCAGUUACAGAUUCUGGGAACAUUUUUGUUAAAAUAGAGGAUGAAACAGUCAUCGAGAAGAAAGAAGAGAGCUUCAAUGAAACGGAGUCUUCAGCGUUUGGCACUGUUAACGAUCCUAUUGUGAAACCGUAUCAGUGCAAAAUCUGCUCGGAAUCAUUCAUUUCGAAAAGUCAUUUGAAAAUACAUGAAAAAACUCAUACAGGGGAGAAAUCAUUCCAAUGUAAAAUAUGUCUAAAGUCAUUUGUUGGAAGAAGUAGUUUCAAAUUCCACGAAGGAAUUCAUACUGGUGAAAAACAAUUUCAGUGCAAAAUCUGCCUGAAGUCUUUUUUUCAUAAUAGAAAUUUGAAAACACAUGAAAGAACUCAUACUGGAAAAAAAUCAUUUGCGUGUAAAAUCUGCUCAAAAUCAUUUUUUCAGAAUGCUCAUUUGAAAUCGCAUGAAAGAACCCAUAUUGGUAAAAAGUCAUUUCAGUGUAAAAUCUGCUUGAAGUCUUUUAUUCAUAGUAGUAAUUUGAAAACACAUGAAAGAACUCAUACUGGACAAAAAUUUCAGUGUAAAAUUUGUUCGAAGUCCUUUUUUCAGAGUAUCACUCUGGAGUUUCAUGAAAAAAUCCAUACUGGUGAAAAGCCAUUUCAAUGUAAAAUUUGCUUGAAGUCUUUUAUUUAUAGUAAUAGUUUGAAGCAACAUGAAAUGACUCAUACUGGAGAAAAGUUAUUUCAGUGUAAAAUCUGCUCAAAGUCAUUUUCUUACAGUUCUAAUUUGAAACCGCAUGCAAGAACCCAUACAGGUGAAAAACCAUUUCAGUGUAAAAUCUGCUUGAAGUCAUUCACUCAAAGUAGUAAUUUGAAAGCACAUGAAAGAAGUCAUACAGGGAAAAAAUCAUUUCAGUGUAAAAUCUGCUCAAAGUCAUUUCUUCACAGUGCUAAUUUGAAAGUGCAUGAAAGAACCCAUACUGGUGAAAAGCCAUUUAAGUGUAAAAUCUGCUUGAAGUCAUUCACUCAAAGUAGUACUUUGAAAAAACAUGAAAGAACUCAUACUGGCAAAAAUAUCAUUUCAAUGUAAAAUCUGCUGUCAUUUUGUCACAGUGCUAAUUUGAAAAUGCACGAAAGAACCCAUACUGGUGAAAAAAGUCAUUUCAGUGUAAAAUCUGCUUGAAGUCAUUCACUCAAAGUAGUAGUUUGAAAACACAUGAAAAAACUCAUACUGGAAAAAAUCAUUUCAGUGUAAAAUCUGCUGGAAGUCAUUUAAUCGAAGUAGUAAUUUGAAAACUCAUGAAAAAACACAUUCAUAAUGCUUUUUUCUAAUUGAAGUCUUUGAAAACUAAGUACCGUUUACAAUUAUUCAAUAGUAAAUACAUUAUAAACACAAAAGAAAAUAUAAUUAAAUUAUUUUACUUGAAUUACACAUAUUAUGAAGAUACAAAACAAAAGUCUUCUCAAAACAAUUGAUAGUUGUACAUUUGUCAAUAAGAAGUUUGUUCUUUUUUAUUUCUUUUUUAGACCCAGGAUAAUGUGCUUAUCUCAUUUUUGGUACAGUUAUUUUGAGGCAAGUUGAGAGAGUUUAUUUUUCUUUCCACUGAGGUUGAAAAAUAAUCUCCAAACAGAUUUGCAACUUUCAGUUUGUCGGGAUUUUUUUCCGUUAUAAGUUGAAAGUCAAGUUUUCCUUUUCGUUCUUAUUGGUACCUUUUUUCAUUUUUACCAUAUUCCAAAAGGUCUUUGAUUUGUUAUUAGAAUUGUUUAAUAGGUUAUAGCGAUAUAUUUUCUUUUCAGAGGAUAUGUUUAUAUUGAGUUCCCUUUUCAUUUGCUUAUACUUUUCAUUCAGACAGCAGUCACUGGCUCUUUUCCUCAGCCAAUUUAUAACUUUCAAGUUCUCAAUGCAAUUCUCUAGAAAAUGGUUUUUUUCUAUCGAUGUUUUUUUUUUCAUGAUUUAAUUUCUUGCAUUGGGAAAGCUAUCUCAAAACACCAGUCAAAGUGAGUUGAGAAGUUAUCUAAUACGACUUCAACAUUACUGUCUUGUAAUAUCUUUGUUUUAUUUUUUGUAUAAAAAGUUUUGAAUCCAUGCAUUGAGUUUGAGCAGAAUUUUCGUGUUACAAUGUUUGUUUUAUUGUUGUGUUUCAAUUUAUUUUUGUUUGUUAUGGACCAACUCAUGAUUUGGGCAAAGUGGUCGGAUAUUCCCAAGUCAAAGAUUUUACAGGAUGAGUUUUCUAUGUUACUUAUUACGUAAUCAAACCCACUGACGGUCAAGUGUUUUCCAUAUCUAGCUAUACGUGUUGGUUCGUUAUAGAGUAAAUUCAUGUUGAACAUUUCAAAUAGAUCGAAAAGUUGUUUUUUAUAGUAGCUAUUUUCUAUAAAAUUCAAAUUGAAAUCCCCACAGAUUGCAGAGUUUGCAUACUUAUCUGAUACAUUGUUUAAGAUGUGAUUCAGGUUAUCAAGGAAUAACUGCAGAUCUGCAUCAUUGGAUGAGCUUCGAUAAAUUGUGACAAUGCACAAUUCUUUGUUCUCUUUUAUCUGUUUAAAAUCUGUUUUUCCGUUAACCAUCUGUCGCACCC
Molecule: messenger RNA, 3184 nt
Organism: Leptinotarsa decemlineata (Colorado potato beetle)
Lineage: Eukaryota; Metazoa; Arthropoda; Insecta; Coleoptera; Chrysomelidae
Biological process (GO): regulation of transcription by RNA polymerase II
Molecular function (GO): RNA polymerase II cis-regulatory region sequence-specific DNA binding; DNA-binding transcription factor activity, RNA polymerase II-specific
Source: RefSeq, a predicted model, not a curated record